Messenger RNA from Periconia digitata, 1132 nucleotides. NCBI's taxonomy places the organism in Eukaryota, Fungi, Ascomycota, Dothideomycetes, Pleosporales, Periconiaceae. The record is from the annotation of a GenBank genome assembly.
AACGCGAAUCGCUAGUUGCAUGAGAAAAAGAAGACAUAAACCCAAAAAGAAGAACCUCUAGAUGAUUAGGACGCCCCCUUCCACCAUCGCAUCGAUAUACAAAUAUAGCCACAUCCUUUCUACGCCCAUAAUUUUUGCCCAUUCCCAGCACCAGUUUCUAGCUGCCCGACUCGCUCGCUCUUCCGUUCAUUAUUUCACAUCAAAGUCGAUAAAGCCUACUACACCCAUCAGGAAUAUGGCGACUAUCUCCUCUGCAAUCCCGAUUUCUCUCGAGAAAACAGAUGCCGUCUACCAGAAGGAUGGCACACUUAUUACGCACGAAACCACACUUUCAUCCCUCACGCCAUUGUCGUCUUUUCCUGAAGAUGUGCGAGGGCUUUUCAAGGCAGUCUCAGGCGGGGAGAAAGGGGAAGCGGAGCCAUGGGUAGUCACUGUAGCAUCUACGAUAUUCCACGCACAGGGUGGGGGACAACCUUCUGAUACAGGCGUAAUCAGGUUGCUGAAAGGGGAGGACGGAGGGAACAACGACGAAGGGUUUACUGUUCACCAAGUCCGCAAGCUUCCCUCAACAAGCACGAUACUCCACCUCGUUACCCCCCUAUCGUCAUCAUCAACAUCAUCACCCAACUUUUUGCAAACCGCAAAGCUCCACCAGUCCAUCGAUGCAGAAAAACGAACACUCCACUCGCGUCUCCACACGGCGGGCCACGCUCUCGGGCUCGCAAUCUCCAUGCUCUCACAAUCCGGCACCUUGCCCUCUGAUCUUCAAGACGGAAAAGCAUCGCAUUACCCUUCCACCGCAUUCGUAGAAUUCACUGCCACGGCCGGCGGGCUUAUCAUGUCAUCGCACAAAGACGCCAUCCAGGCAAAGGUGGACGAGUUGGUCGCUGCGGAUUACCCAGUCGGGAUCGAAGUGCUGAGCCGGGCGGAAGCAGGGGCGCGAUGUAUCGGGGGAGUCGACGGCGCAGAUGUUGGGGAGGAAGAGGGGGUUAGGGUCGUGGAUUUGGGGGGGCUGGGGUGCUAUGCUUGCGGAGGCACUCAUGUUGGAAAAUUGGGUGAGAUCGGGAGAGUGGUGGUUAGGAACAUCAAGAGACAGAAGGGAGUGAGCAAGGUUGGGUAUGAUGUUGUUUGA